Gymnogyps californianus (California condor) is the source of this 1036-nucleotide messenger RNA. It is a transcript of the gene LYSMD1, whose product is annotated as LysM domain containing 1. The transcript has 3 exons. NCBI's taxonomy places the organism in Eukaryota, Metazoa, Chordata, Aves, Accipitriformes, Cathartidae. The record is from RefSeq and is a predicted model, not a curated record. Bases 118 to 639 code for a protein of 173 amino acids.
GAGCGGCGGCCGGAGCGCCGGGGCCCUGGGCCGGUCCCCCGCCCGGGCCGGGGCUGUUCGUAUGAGCCUCCCCUCCCCGCGCUGGCGGGGGCCGGGGCUGAGCGGGGCCGUCCCACCAUGGCGGCGGGGAGCGGGGGAGCGGGGGCCUCCGCCCGGGAGCACCGCCUGGAGCCCGGGGACACGCUGCCGGGGCUGGCGCUGCGCUACGGGGUGACGAUGGAGCAGAUCAAGCGUGCCAACCGUCUCUACACCUCGGACACCAUCUUCCUCAAGCCCACCCUCCUCAUCCCCACGCCAGCGCAGUCAGGGGGACCCUGCCCCAAGGACAAGGACGAGGACAAGGACGCGCCUGUCCCCUCGGGGGACGCCCCGGCCGCCCCCACCCCGGCCCGCCACGAUCUCUCAGCCACCGAUUUCCUGCGGCAGCUCGACGCCGAGAUCGGGCACUCCAAGGCGGCAGCGGCGGCACAGCGGCUCCGCGCCGGCCGCACAGGCACGGCCGAGGCCGAAGGCACCCGGAGGCCCGAUGCCGGGGGCCCACCAGCCUCCCGGGGCCCCCGCCUCGGCCCCCGGCCCCUCACCAGGACCCCACGGGCGGCCGCCCUCCGCGACGCCGAGGACGAGAUCUUCACGCUGUGACGCCGGGGACGUGAGGCCGUGACUCCCACCCUGCGGUGACGGGGACCCCGGGACACCCCCAGCACCCAGCCCCCGGCAGGGGAUACCGGAGGGGACCCAGGGAUUUGGGGGGGGACGGACACAGUGUCCCCUCCCUGUCUCCUUUGAGGGACCUUUCCUGCUGCAGGGACACCCAACACCUGGGUGCAGAGCCAGCCCUCUCACAGGGCUACUGGGAGGUACUGGGAGGUACUGGGACAAGAUCUACCAGCUGAUGUUUUUCCUCUGGUUAUAUUUAUUUGUACGUCUUUGCUCUCGCGGGGGGGUGGGACCCCCCGUGCCAGUGCCUGGACCCCCACGGGGACGGGGACGGUCACCCCCAACCCCGAGAGCCUGUAAAUAAAACGGAGCACUGUCA